Messenger RNA from Acanthosepion pharaonis, 855 nucleotides. The record is from the annotation of a GenBank genome assembly. NCBI's taxonomy places the organism in Eukaryota, Metazoa, Mollusca, Cephalopoda, Sepiida, Sepiidae.
AUGAUCCUUUCUUUCUUUCUUUCUUUCUUUCUUUCUUUCUCCUCUUUUACCUAUAUCGCAGUUGGUUCAUCUAUCUAUCUAUCUAUCUAUCUAUCUAUCUAUCUAUCUAUCUAUCUAAGCCUGUUCAUUAUCUAUCUAUCUAUCUAUCUAUCUAUCUAUCUAUCUAUCUAUCUAUCUAUCUAUCUAUCAGUGCGCGCGUGUGUAUGCGUACAUGCCUUUUCUUUUUCUCUCAUUCUUUCUUUUCUUUCUUUCUUUCUUUUUUCUUUCUUUGUUUGGAUCUAUCUCAGUUUGUUCCUAUCUAUCUAUCUGUAUCUAUCUAUCUAUCUAUCUAUCUAUCUAUCUAUCUAUCUAUCUAUCUAUUACCUUCUCUUUUUCCUUUUCUUUCCUGCCGUUUUUCUUUCUCAUGCUGUUUCUUUCUUUCUUUCUUUCUCUCUUUCUUUCUUUCUUUCUUUCUUUCUUUCUUUCUUUGUUGCUAUCUGUCUCAGUCUGUUCCUAUCUAUCUAUCUAUCUAUCUAUCUAUCUAUCUAUCUAUCUAUCUAUCUAUCUAUCUAUUACCUUCUCUUUUCCUUUCUUUUUUUUUGCCGUUUUUCUUUCUCAUACUCUUUUUUUCUUUCUUUCUUUCUUUCUUUCUUUCUUUCUUUUUCUUUUAUUUUUUUAUUAUUUUUAGGUUUUUCUUUUCUUUUUCGUCGUUUUUAUUUCUUUCAUUCUCCCAAACCUUUUAUAUCUAUCUCUCUUCCUAAGCACCUUUUGUCCUUUUCUUUCUUUCUUUCUUUCUUUCUUUCUUUCUUUCUUUCUUUCUUUCUCCUCUCGCCUAUCUUUCUAGCUCUUUUCUCCUUUCACACAUUACCGAUUUAA